AUGGACGAAGACGGAGGAGCGAGCUCAGAUAUCAUGUGUUUCACCCCGCUUGGGUCUGGUCAAGAAGUUGGGCGAUCCUGUCAUCUUCUACAUUUCAAAGGGAAAAAGAUUUUGUUAGACUGCGGUGUUCAUCCUGGAAUGCAUGGAGUAGACGCUCUCCCUUUCGUUGAUUUCAUCGACAUUGAAGAAAUAGAUCUUUUGUUGAUCACUCACUUUCAUCUCGACCACUGCGGUGCUCUUCCAUGGUUGCUGGAAAAGACUGGAUUCCAAGGAAAAUGCUUCAUGACUCAUGCAACCAAAGCUAUCUACAGAAUGCUCUUAGGAGACUAUAUAAAGGUUGCUAAAUAUGGCGGAGGAAGCGAUCGCAGUAUGUUAUACACUGAUGAAGACCUAGAGAGAAGCAUGGAAAAGAUCGAGGUUAUCGACUUUCACGAGCAAAAAGAAGUUAAUGGAAUCCGUUUUUGGCCGUACGUUGCUGGUCACGUACUUGGCGCCUGUAUGUUUAUGAUCGAGAUAGCGGGUGUUCGCGCCCUAUACACCGGUGACUUCUCGAGGCUAGAAGAUCGGCAUUUAUGUGCAGCGGAACUGCCGACGAUUACUCCCGACGUCCUUAUUUCGGAGUCGACAUAUGGUACACAAAUUCAUGAAGAGCGAAUUGAACGUGAAAAACGUUUCACACAGAUGGUACAUGACAUCGUUGGACGAGGAGGGCGUUGCUUGAUUCCUGCCUUCGCUCUUGGUCGAGCUCAGGAACUUCUGCUAAUUUUGGAUGAGUAUUGGGAUGCACAUCCAGAACUGUACGACAUACCUGUAUAUUAUGCAUCGUCGCUUGCCAAAAAAUGUAUGGCAGUGUACCAGACCUUUGUAAGUGGCAUGAAUCAACGUAUCCAGAAGCAAAUAGCUGUCAGCAAUCCAUUCGUUUUCAAGCAUGUAAGCAACUUGAAGGGCAUGGAACAUUUCGAGGAUUCAGGGCCAUGUGUUGUAUUGGCUAGCCCUGGUAUGUUACAAAAUGGUCUUAGCAGAGAACUUUUCGAAAAAUGGUGUACGGAUGCCAAAAACGGGUGCAUCAUUGCUGGCUAUUGUGUGGAGGGUACACUUGCCAAGCAUAUUCUCUCAGAGCCUGAAGAAAUUGUUGCGAUGAACGGCGAUCGUUUGCCCAUGAGACUACAAGUUGGAUAUAUAUCUUUUUCUGCCCACACGGAUUUUCAACAAACCCUUGCUUUCGUAAAGCAAUUGAAACCUCCUCAUAUGAUCCUUGUCCAUGGUGAGAUGCAUGAAAUGAGUCGAUUGAAGGCAGGAAUACUGCGAAGCUUUGAAGAGGAGAACAUGUCUAUUGAGAUUCACAAUCCUCGUAACACGGACACAGUCCGCCUACAAUUCCAAGGUGUGCGAAAGGCAAAGGUCGUGGGCGCACUGGCUAUUAAGUCUAAUAAGAUAGGAGACAUUGUCAGUGGAAUUUUGAUCAAACGGAAUUUCAACUAUCAGGUGGUUGACCCUAAGGAACUCACCGGUCAGCGCUUAGUGGCNACAGUCCGCCUACAAUUCCAAGGUGUGCGAAAGGCAAAGGUCGUGGGCGCACUGGCUAUUAAGUCUAAUAAGAUAGGAGACAUUGUCAGUGGAAUUUUGAUCAAACGGAAUUUCAACUAUCAGGUGGUUGACCCUAAGGAACUCACCGUAUUCACCGACCUUUCUUCAUCACGAUUGUCUCAACGACAGUCUGUUUACUAUUCCGGAAGUCUGUCGUUGCUACUUUAUAGUCUAAACCAAUUGAAUGACGAUGCCAUAUUGACUGCUGAAUUGAAGCCAACAGAUACCACAACACCCACACACGUGUUCUCUGUCUUCGAUCGCGCCAUCUCUUUGCAAUGGUGCUCAUUGGCAUCUAUUUGUGUUCUGGAUUGGGAGUCGAAUCCUGUCAACGAUAUGUAUGCGGACGCAGUAUUGGCGGCUAUUCUUCAUGCUCAAACGAAUCCAAUACCAGAGAAAUGUACGCCGGUAGUUUGCGUCUUCCUCUGA
Haemonchus placei is the source of this 2016-nucleotide messenger RNA. NCBI's taxonomy places the organism in Eukaryota, Metazoa, Nematoda, Chromadorea, Rhabditida, Trichostrongylidae. The record is from the annotation of a GenBank genome assembly.